Messenger RNA from Zymoseptoria tritici IPO323, 4344 nucleotides. RefSeq names its product glycosyl hydrolase (gene GCH). Gene Ontology annotation, cellular component: Golgi apparatus; membrane. Gene Ontology annotation, molecular function: protein binding. Bases 1 to 4344 code for a protein of 1447 amino acids. The transcript is spliced from 2 exons. Gene Ontology annotation, biological process: Golgi to endosome transport; Golgi to vacuole transport; protein targeting to vacuole. NCBI's taxonomy places the organism in Eukaryota, Fungi, Ascomycota, Dothideomycetes, Mycosphaerellales, Mycosphaerellaceae. The record is from RefSeq and is a predicted model, not a curated record.
AUGCGACAAUUACGCCUCCUACUCGGCCUGCUCGUCAGCUUGCUGGCAACGCAAGCGCUGAGCAAGAAGGACAAGCCCGAUAUCGAAGAAACAGCUUUCGAUGCACCGCCGUUAGGACUCACUUACUUCGAGGACAGCGACAUCAUCCUCGUCACCCACCCCGAGACCCAAGUCGUCUACCGAUCGAGCGACGCCGGCGUGAAAUGGACACCUAUCAAGGACAUCACCGAAGGCGAGGCGUUGGAGACGUUGAAACACCCAUACGAUAAGAAGACGGCUGUCGUGCUGGGAACAAAGAAGAAGCAUUGGAUAACGUCGGAUCGCGGAGAGUCAUGGAGGGAGUUUACAACAGACGAAGGUCCCACGAAGCUCAAGCCUGGUAUUGUGUUCCACGCUACCGAUCCGGAUCGGAUGUUGUUCCUCGCGCAGAACUGUCGUGCAUGGAGGUGUACGGACUCGAAUGCGGAUGUCUUUGCGGAGAGGAAUAAGGAUCUGGAGGAUGACACCGUGCUGUGUAUGGCGGCGGGCAAAUUCUCGCUAUUACACAGCAACAUGCGGGUGGUGGUCAGCAAAGACUUCUUCGAGAAAGAUCCGGUUGAGCCCAAGUCCGACGAUAGGCCUGUCGAAGGUGUUGUGAAUAUCGCGGCAACGAAGGGAUACUUGGUCAUUGCAGCCAAAGGAGAAAGGACGAGUGAGAUGGCGAUGUACGUCUCGGAUGACAUCGAUGUCUGGCAUCGAGCCGAGUUCGGAGAGCACAGACUGGAGGAAGGAGCGUAUACACUGCUUGAGAGCACAAACUACAGCAUGCAGGUUGAUGUCAUGACCACAAGGCCGAGUAGUUUGGAACCGAUGGGUGUGCUGCUCACGUCGAACAGCAACGGUACAUAUUUUACGAGGAAUGUCGAACACACCAACCGGGACAUCCGUGGCUUCGUGGACUUUGAGAAGAUCGCAAACAUCCAGGGUGUUGCUCUCGUGAACACGGUGGAGAACUACGAAGAGGUCGAGCGAAGGGCGAUGGUGUCGAAGGAAAUCGUGACGCAAAUAUCGUUCGACGAUGGACGUACGUGGGGAGAGCUGGAGGUCGAUGGAAAGCGACUGCAUCUACACUCGAUCACCGAGCAGCGGAACAUGGGCCGGAUGUUCAGUAGUCCCGCACCUGGCAUCGUGAUGGGUGUGGGCAACACUGGCAAAGUGCUGAAAAAGUACAGCGAGGGAGAUCUUUACAUCUCGGACGACACCGGUGUGACUUGGAAGCUGGCGUUGGAGAAGCCGCAUUUGUUUGAGUUCGGCGCGCAGGGCUCGAUUCUUGUUGCGGUUGAGGAUGGAGAGACGGACGAGCUACGAUGGUCAAUGGACCAUGGCAAGACUUGGGAGAAGGUCGAUCUUCCGUCCAAGGUGAAGCCCAUGGCACUUACCACCACUCCAGACUCGACUUCUCUCAAAUUCUUGAUGAUCGCUGCGAAGGGAGGCGGAUCCGGUACCAAAUACAACAUCUACGCCAUCGACUUUAACGGUGUGCACGAGCGUGAAUGCAAAGACAAGGACUAUGAGGACUGGCAGGCUCGCGUGGAUGGAGAAGGUAAGCCCGUGUGCAUCAUGGGUCAUACUCAAUCUUUCAAGCGCAGGAAGCCAGAUGCCGAGUGCUUUGUUCCCAACAAGGACUUCCAGGACCCCGAGGAGAACCGCAAGACAUGCAAGUGCACCGAGCAGGACUUUGAGUGCGACUACAACUUCAAGCGCCACGAGGGCAAGUGUGUCCAGAGCGGAAAGAUUGUUCCUCCCAAAGGCACUUGCGAGGGCGAGGAUAAGAAGUACAAGGGAAGCUCUGGCUACCGCAAGAUUCCAGGCAACGAUUGUGAAGGCGGUGUCAAUCUGGCGGAGGAAACUGAACGUGACUGCUCAGAGACGGCAGCACCUCCUGCCAGCGGACAGAUCUCAAACGAGAUUACCAAAUUCAAGGGCGACGAAUUUGUGGAAUACUACUACCUCGAACGCGACGGAAAUCCUGGCGACGACGAAACGAUCAUCAUGCGCACCGAACUUCGCGAGGUGUUCAAGACUCACGACCAUGGCAAGUCAUGGAUCCCAGUUUUGAAGGAGGAGGAGGUGCUGGCCAUCUACCCACAUCAGUACCAAAACGAUCGUGUCUACCUGGUCACGCCGAGUAAGAAGGUCUAUUUCUCUACCGAUUUCGCGAAGAACUUCCAUUCUUUCGAUGCGCCGGAAGAGCCCAACCGCGCCCAUGUCCAGGUCCUUACAUUCCAUCCUAAGGAGAAGGAUUGGCUAAUCUGGACUGGUGGCCGUGAUUGUAAGGGCGAUCAGUGUCUCACAGUCGCACAGGUAUCGAGGAAGCACGGCGAGAGCUGGGAGACGAUGUUGCGUGCGGUCAGAAAAUGUCAAUUCGUGUACCGAGAGGACCGCGAAAAUUCUGACAGCAUGGUACUUUGCGAGCAAUACGAGAAUGAGAACGAAAACAAGGAAGGCGCUUCGCGCCUGCUCGUGAGCAGCACCGAUUGGUUUGAACACAAGCAGGAGGUCAAGCGCGAUGUGAUCGCAUUCGCCACGAUGGCAGAAUACAUUGUCGUGGCGUUCCGAGCUGAAGAGAAGGAGACGCUAAAGGUCGAUGCCAGUAUCGAUGGAGUUACCUUCGCAGAUGCGCAGUUCCCACCAAACUUCGAGGUCCCGCAUCAACACGCUUACACGGUGCUCGAUUCUACCACUCAUGCGGUCUUUCUCCAUGUCACGACGAACAACGUACGUGAUCAGGAAUAUGGCAGUAUCAUGAAGAGUAACAGCAAUGGCACAUCGUACGUUCUGUCCACGUCCGAGGUGAACAGGAAUACAGAGGGAUAUGUGGACUUUGAGAAGAUGCAGGGCAUUGAGGGUGUGGCGAUUAUCAAUCGCAUCUCCAAUGUCAAAGAAGUCAACUCUGGUAGCUCGAAGAGGCUCAAGACUUACAUCACUCAUAAUGAUGGAUCUGGAUGGGCUCUUUUGGGUCAGCCGAAAGAUCGACCGAAGGGUGUGAAUUGGUGCGACUCCAACGAUCUGGAGGAGUGCAGUCUGCACCUUCACGGCUACACCGAGCGCAAGGAUCCUAGAAGUACCUACAGUUCUCCGAGCGCAGUUGGAUUGAUGAUGGGCACUGGAAAUGUUGGCGAGUACCUCGGUUACAAAAAGGAGGCGGACACGUUCAUCACCAGAGAUGGGGGAGUGACCUGGUAUAUGGUGGCCGAGGGCAACUGGAUGUGGGAAUACGGCGACCACGGGUCCAUCCUCGUCAUCGUCAAAGAGGGCGAGCCCACCAAGAGCGUUCAGUAUUCGCUCGAUGAAGGCAGGAGUUGGCAGGAGCACGAAAUUGGCGAGGAAAUGGUUGUCAGCGCCAUCACCACUGUACCCAGUGACACAAGUCGGAACUUCUUACUUUGGGGCAAGAUUGGCAGCUCGCUCGCCACCAUCAACAUGGAUUUCAGCGGCAUGAAGGAGAGGAGUACACUAUGCAAGCUGGACGAGCAGAACCCAAAGGCGGACGACUACGAUCUCUGGUCGCCCUCGCAUCCCCUCUCCGAGAACAACUGCCUGUUCGGUCACGUCGCGGAAUACCACCGCAAACGACCUGAUCACGACUGCUACAACGGCAAAGGCUUCCCGCAUCUUCACAAUAUCGCACAAAACUGCAGUUGUACUCGCGAGGACUUUGAAUGCGACUACAACUACGAGCGUCACCACAACGGCGAGUGCGUACUGGUCUCCGGGCUUGAGAAACCCGAUCCCGCAGCAGUCUGCAAGAAGAACCCAAACCAGAUUGAGUACUACGACAUCACAGGCUAUCGCCGCAUUCCGCUCUCGACCUGUGAGGGCGGCAAGAUGCUGGACUACACCUCCACUACCCGCCCUUGUCCCAACCACGAUAAAGAAUUUGAGGAAAAGCACGGCAUCAGCGGUGCAGGUCUCUUCUUCGCUAUCGUUCUCCCCAUCGCCGCGGCCGCUGGCGUCGGCUACUGGGUGUGGAAGAACUGGGAUGGCAAGUUCGGCCGCAUUCGUUUGGGUGACGGCAUGGGAGGCGGCGGCAUGGGCGCUGCUUUUGAGAGCGACGCGCCGUGGAUCAAGUAUCCCGUCAUGGCCAUCUCCGGCGUCGUGGCGGUCCUCGCUGCGUUGCCCAUGUUGCUCGGCAGUCUCUGGGAUGCGGUUUCGUCGAGACUGGGGAGGAGUAGUGGUGGUGGAGGAGCGUAUAGUCGACCGUUCACGAGCCGGAGUAGCUUCCAAAGAGGCAGAGGGGAUUAUGCGGUCGUGGACCCUGAUGAGGGUGAAUUGCUGGGCGACGAUAGUGAUGACGAGGCGUAA